AUGGAACUGCCAGGAGGCUCCAACGUUGCAAGCCCUCCUUCUUCCAGAUGCUCACUGGAGCGUCGCGUGGAGGAUACAGUGAAUGCGAUCGACUGGGAGGCGCUGUCUGCAAUCGCAUGCAAACUCCAUCGGGUCCAAUCAGCUCGAUGGGGUGAUCAGCUGUGGGGUGGAUAUAACGUUGUUCGAUUCCUCCACCUCGACAAUGCUGACAAGACGAUUAUUGUGGCCCGAGUGCCGCAUCGACCAUCCAAGGGAUACAUGCCGGAGCACGCCAGAGCGAUUUCGAACCGAAUUUCUAGUGAGGUGGCAACCAUGGAAUAUGUCGCCACCUACACCCGCGUCCCCAUUCCCCGUGUCUUGCAUUUCAGCGCUGAAGUCGAUCCUCUCGUGGGCUCGCCUUAUAUAUUGAUGUCGAAAGUUGACGGAGUUUGCCUCAGCACCCUGUGGGACAGCAUGACGGACGAUAAUCGCGAGAUCGUAUUACGACAGGUCGUUGAUAUCCUCCUGGAACUCUCAAACCAGCGCUUUGACAGGAUCGGUGCCCUAUUCAAAGGGGACGGUGUCGGCAAAGCAGCCUGGUGUGUGAAGACUGCAUCAUCUUUUGCAUCACCAGAGGACGAGAUCGAAUCUAGUGCUAUGGCAUCCACAUAUUCCAGUGGCGUUGAAUACUGGACGCGCUACGCGAAUGCGAUGCUACAGCGCAUACAUGACAAUAAAUUCGGAAAUAGAGGGAAGGAGUACGACUAUGUCCAAGUGUGGUUCCUUCGAUCGCUGAUCCCUCAACUCUACGACCCGUCGCUCGAUAGAGACGGAUUUCCCUUGUAUCCGAGCGACUUCCACUCUCAGAACAUCAUGGUUACCUUUACCGACUCCAAGCCUGUCAUUUCUGCGGUCAUCGAUUGGGAGGGUUCUACCACACAAUCGAUUGUUACCUUUGCACAUUAUCCGCUCUUCAUCGUUGAUCAUCCUUUCUGGGAUGACGACCACCCACUCCGCUUACGGAACGUGCAGGACCAAGCAACGUUUGACAGACUCCUGCGGGAAGCCGAGCAGAACGCCAAUCCGGGCGGCAGUCUCUUGCUCUCAUGUCUAUUCUCGAAUUGUCUGGGUGUUUAUCUCUUUGAGCAGGCUAUGCAAUUCCCUGGCUUAAUUCGUGACGUGAUCUACCCCCAACUCUUUGCGCACGUCUUCGGAAUAGUUGAGGAUGAGGAGGAGAAGUUCCAAACUGAAUACUACUGGGCUCUCUUGGAGAAGGGGAUUCUCAAGAAACUGACAUCACAGUUCAGAAGGGAAACGGAAGUUUGGCAUGAAGCGAUGAACGUCCUGGGCACUGAUGUUGUGCCCAAGAAUUUGCGUAGGGAUCAGUUUAGAGCUGUGAUACUGGAGCACGCCGAUCAGUUCGAUGUGGAUGGACAGGUCCGACAAUGGUUGGCUACCGAGGAUCCCAAGCCCGUGUCCCCUCCAUAG
Sparassis crispa is the source of this 1467-nucleotide messenger RNA. RefSeq lists its product as hypothetical. NCBI's taxonomy places the organism in Eukaryota, Fungi, Basidiomycota, Agaricomycetes, Polyporales, Sparassidaceae. The transcript has a single exon. The record is from RefSeq and is a predicted model, not a curated record. The coding region runs from base 1 to 1467 and encodes 488 amino acids.